AUUUGACAGACCUUUAACGGUCAUACUCCAUAGUUUUCUUUUGUCGUUCGGUUGCUGGAAUUUUUUUGACGAAUUUAUAUUUAUUUUUAAUCAAUUGACAUCGGGGAUCCGGCUGCCACAAUGGGUUCGCUGUUCCGGAGUGAGGAAAUGGCGCUAUGCCAGCUCUUCCUGCAGAGUGAGGCGGCCUACGCCUGCGUUUCCGAGUUGGGAGAACUUGGACUGGUCCAGUUCCGAGAUCUAAAUCCGGAUGUGAACGCCUUUCAAAGGAAGUUCGUCAAUGAAGUGCGUCGUUGCGAUGAAAUGGAGCGCAAGUUGCGCUACCUGGAGAAGGAGAUCAAGAAGGACGGCAUACCCAUGCUGGACACCGGGGAGAGUCCUGAGGCUCCGCAGCCCCGAGAGAUGAUCGACCUGGAGGCCACCUUUGAGAAGCUGGAGAACGAGUUGAGGGAGGUGAAUCAGAACGCCGAGGCCCUGAAGCGCAACUUUCUGGAGCUGACCGAGCUGAAGCACAUUCUCCGCAAAACCCAGGUCUUCUUCGACGAGCAAGAAGGCGGCGUUAACCAAACCACCGAGUCGAUGACCCGCGCCUUGAUCACGGACGAGGCGCGCACCGCUGGUGCCUCCAUGGGUCCCGUACAGCUCGGUUACAUGGAGAAAUCGAACGAACGUGAGGAUUAUCUUCCAUGCUUUGUGGCUGGCGUCAUUCUGAGGGAGCGACUCCCGGCCUUCGAGCGGAUGCUGUGGCGCGCCUGCAGGGGCAACGUCUUCCUUCGCCAGGCGAUGAUCGAGACGCCGCUGGAGGAUCCCACCAACGGCGACCAGGUGCACAAGUCGGUGUUCAUCAUCUUCUCAGGGGACCAACUGAAGACGCGCGUCAAGAAGAUCUGCGAGGGCUUCCGCGCCACACUCUAUCCUUGCCCCGAGGCUCCGGCCGAUCGUCGCGAGAUGGCCAUGGGUGUGAUGACUCGCAUCGAGGAUCUGAACACCGUGCUCGGCCAGACGCAGGACCAUCGCCAUCGCGUUCUCGUUGCAGCGGAAAACCUCAAGAACUGGUUUGUCAAGGUGCGCAAGAUUAAGGCCAUCUACCACACGCUGAAUCUCUUCAAUCUGGACGUGACAAAGUGUCUGAUCGCCGAGUGUUGGGUGCCGCUGCUGGACAUCGAAACCAUCCAGCUGGCCUUGCGUCGCGGAACCGAGAGAUCUGGAUCUUCGGUGCCGCCGAUUCUCAACCGGAUGCAGACGUUCGAGAAUCCGCCCACUUACAAUCGAACGAACAAGUUCACCAAGGCCUUCCAGGCGCUUAUCGAUGCUUACGGAGUGGCUAGUUAUCGGGAGAUGAAUCCGGCUCCCUACACGAUCAUCACCUUCCCCUUUCUGUUUGCCGUGAUGUUUGGAGUUGGGCAUGGAGCCAUUAUGGCGCUCUUUGGUCUCUGGAUGAUUCGAAAAGAGAAGGGACUGGCGGCUCAGAAGACGGACAACGAGAUCUGGAACAUUUUCUUCGGCGGACGGUACAUCAUCUUCCUUAUGGGCGUCUCCAUGUACACUGGUCUUAUAUACAACGAUAUAUUCUAAUCGCUAAAUAUCUUUGGAUCCCAUUGGCACCUGUCCUACAACAAGUCGACGGUGAUGGAUAACAAGUUCCUGCAGUUGAGCCCGAAAGGCGACUACGAGGGUGCCCCAUAUCCGUUCGGCAUGGAUCCCAUUUGGCAGGUGGCGGGGGCCAACAAGAUCAUCUUCCACAAUGCCUACAAGAUGAUUUCGAUUAUUUUCGGCGUUAUCCAUAUGAUCUUCGGCGUAGUAAUGAGCUGGCACAAUCACACGUAUUUCCGGAACAGGAUCUCGCUGAUGUACGAGUUCAUUCCUCAGCUUAUCUUCCUGCUGCUGCUCUUCUUCUACAUGGUUCUGCUGAUGUUCAUCAAAUGGAUCAAGUUCGCAGCCACCAAUGAAAAGCCCUACUCCGAAGCCUGUGCCCCCUCGAUUCUAAACUUUAUUGACAUGGUGCUAUUCAACACGCCUAAGCCACCGCCAGAGCAUUGUGAGACGUAUAUGUUCUUUGGCCAGCAUUUCAUCCAGGUGCUCUUCGUCUUGGUGGCCGUCGGAUGCAUUCCCGUAAUGCUGCUGGCUAAGCCGCUGCUCAUCAUGCAGGCUCGCAAGCAAGCGAACGAAGAGGUUCAGCCCAUCGCUGGUGCCACUUCGGAUGCGGAGACUGGCGGCGUGUCCAAUGGCGGAUCCCAUGGCGGUGGCGGAGGUCAUGAGGAGGAGGAGGAGCUGUCCGAGAUCUUCAUUCACCAGAGCAUCCACACCAUUGAGUAUGUUCUGGGUUCGGUUUCCCAUACUGCUUCAUUCCGAUUAUGGGCGCUCUUGGCGCAUGCCCAGUUGGCUGAGGUGUUAUGGACCAUGGUCCUCUCGAUUGGCCUGAAGCAGGAGGGUCCCGUGGGCGGCAUUGUGUUGACCUGCGUGUUUGCCUUCUGGGCCAUUCUUACGGUUGGCAUUCUGGUACUCAUGGAGGGUUUGUCCGCCUUCCUGCACACUCUGCGUCUUCACUGGGUCGAGUUCCAGAGCAAGUUCUACAAGGGACAGGGAUACGCCUUCCAACCCUUCUCGUUCGAUGCCAUAAUAGAAAAUGGAUCUGCCGCCGCCGAGGAGUAAAUGCUGCGGAAUCGGAUGGAGCAACAACCAAAGCACGUUGAGAGUCUCAUUGCGUUAUAUGAAAUUAACUAUCCAAAUAAGUGGAAUUUACCAGUUACAGUAACAAAAAAUAUGUACGCUUUAAUGUUCUAUUGUCGUGAAUUUAUCUAUCUAUAGCCAGCAGCGUUAGAUUGCUAAUAAUUAAUGUUCUUAGAAGACGUUCUCGUGUUUAUUAACUACACAUGUAAACUCAAAUAAAUAGAAAAGGCUAACCCCACU
Drosophila suzukii is the source of this 2907-nucleotide messenger RNA. NCBI's taxonomy places the organism in Eukaryota, Metazoa, Arthropoda, Insecta, Diptera, Drosophilidae. The record is from RefSeq and is a predicted model, not a curated record.